Spirodela intermedia is the source of this 3976-nucleotide messenger RNA. Lineage: Eukaryota; Viridiplantae; Streptophyta; Magnoliopsida; Alismatales; Araceae. The record is from the annotation of a GenBank genome assembly.
AUGAGAAGGACGGCAACUGAGGCUUAUCAUUUACUGUCAAAGCAUCGGAGGGGUAGCUCCACAACCCCGCUCCUCAUGUUUAGCACAUCACCCAUCAGCAAUCCCCUGCCGUCUGGUAAGUUAGUUAACCUCUUGUCCGCUCUUUAUAUUUCUUUCAUGUUUGAUGCCAUAAUUUCUUUGUCUCAUUGGGGUCUUUCUGCAUGUUGACACUAUGAUGCUUUGAGGGCAGAGGAAGAUCGGAAUUUCUACUCUGACUUUAGGCGGUGGCAUAAUGGAGGUGGCUACUUCCACCGAUCAGCAGUAAUUGAUCAGAAUGCACAGAUAGAGACUGGAGCGGUGGUUCAUCCAAACGCCAUAGUUGGCCCGAAUGUUUAUAUUGGGUCAGGUGCUGUGAUCGGGCCCUCUGUUUCAAUUGGGGAGUCAACAAAGAUAGGGUAAUGGUUGAAUAAAUGACCAGUUUUCUUACAUUGAGACUGCAUUAAGUGAAGAUAUUCAUUUAAAGCUUGGGUUUUUUUUCCAUUAUCCUGUACUUAGUUCUUUCAGGGAAAAUUGCAGUUGGCCCGGAUAGAUGCUGAUGCAUCUUUCGUAUGAAUCCAUCUGAUAUUAACGAAUGGGAGAAAUAUUUGGCUGCCAUCAAGGUUUGAAAGAAUAAUGGGCAUCUCAUAAUAGCCAAACAGGGAAAUCUACUUAGUGUUCGAAAUUUCAUGGAGACAAAAUUUCAUAUGUCAGUGCAAAGUAAGCAUAUCCAAUACAAAGUGUAUAUGGGCAUCAACUGGUUUCCAUGUCGUUGCAUUCAUUUCUAUGAGUUCACAUAUGGAGAUUCUUAAACUUUCGGACGAAUGUUCGAAAGGCAUUUCACUGUAGGGUGUUUACAAGAGGAUGUAAAGACAGCCCAUUAGGCAUCCAAUAUUAGUAAGCCUUUAGCAUAAUGAAGCUGAUUAUUUUGCAUCUCCUGUAGAUGAAAUAAUUGAUGAGGAGUAGUUAAUCGGAAACAGUUGGCAGAUUUCAAUCUUGGAUCACUUCACAAGUGUGUGCUUAUUUCUACCAUAGGGGUGGUGUUGAAUCAAAGUUCCCCUAGGGUUUCUAGAUGGGUGGAGGGAAUCUACCAAUAAAAAAACAGAUUAUUUACCCUUUCACCAAAGUUGUGAAUCUAAUAUGUUGUGGUGCAGAUGUACCUACAUAUGUAGUUAUUAAUUAUUAGUGCACGAUGCUUCAAAUAACUAUACACCGUGUUUAUGGUUAUUGUUCUUGGUUUCUUGCUUUAGCUGAAUAUUCAGUUCCAACGUUCAUCUCGAGUAUGCCUUUCUAUCUAAUUAUGGGAUGAUUAUGUAUGUAGGUAUAAUGCGGUGUUAAGUAAUUGCUCGGUGGGUAUCUCUUGUAUCAUGCACAGUGGUGUAUGCAUCGGUCAAGAUGGUAAGAUGGAUUUUACUUGAUAGCAUUUUAGGCAGUCUCCCUUGGCAAAGAUAACUUUUAAUCCUUUUUAUAGUUCUUAAAGGACUGCAUUGUAAAUUUCAACUAUAAGCCCAGUUGAUUAGCACAUGAAUCAUCUUACUUGUAUUUACUAGAAAUGUGUGAUAAUUAGUUGGAUGGACACUCUAUUUCUUAACAGUUGAUCAAAAUGCUUGAAGUUGCUUAGUAUGAUGCUAAGACACUACUGGUACAUAUGUGUAUUUAGAUGUGGGUAUAAACAUCUAGAAAGUUAUCUCCUAUUUCAUGCUAAAUGUUGGAUGAUAAUUAGAUGCUAGGUAUUUUUUAGUUAAAUAUUUAAAGAACUGUAGGUUUUCUUCUGAACUGGAUGGUGUUAGUGAAGUGCUUUCCAGUUUUCUUUUUCCAUUUUCAUGACAUCUAAGCAGUUUUGAACAGGGUUUGGAUUCUAUGUUGAUGAGGACGGAUGCAUGCAGAAGAGGCCCCAAGUAUGCUACUUCUUGUUGCAAUGCUAUCCUCAUAUCAGAUAGUCAUUACCUUCUUGAGUAGAAUCUAAUUCAGAACCUUUCAAGGAAUCAGUUUCUAGUUUCUUUGUGGUAGUAAGAUCAAUUAAUGAUGUUAUGUACAUUGUUAUCUAUCUAUACAUAUAUCUAUACGAUAUCUUAGUGGAGCAUAUUUUGCUUUGCAUCCAUUUUUCUGUGUUACUUUUCUCUGUUUGUCUUUAUUACACUUUUAAUGACCAUAAUUUUAUCAGUGGCCUUUUUUUUCAAUUGAUAUCAUCUGUUGAUUUCUACUUUUUCACCCAUCAAUCCAACUCUCUGAUGUGAAACUAAAUUACCAACUACAUGCGCUCAAACCGUUCAUCAAAUGCAUACUAUCUUGCUGGGUUGCCAUUAAUGGUUACAAUGCUGGGCUCUUGCUGCAGAUGCUUCAUGUCAGGAUAGGUAAUUAUGUGGACGUGGGCGCUAAUACAUGCAUUGAUAGGGGAAGGUGAGAUUGGAUUCUUACUGGUUCAUUCCAUUUUAUUUUAUAUUCAUCAAACAUAUUUCGGCUAUCUACUCCCGUUGCCAUAAAUCUCUCUUUUAUUACCUACCGUUGUUUUAAUUGCAUUCUAUCUCAUUUUUCUAAUGAAGUUGGAGGGAUACUGUCAUUGGAGACCAUUCAAAGAUAGAUAACUUGGUCCAGGUAAGAAAUCUUUCCACUUUUUACUUCAUUCAGCUUGCAAGGGCUCCAUGUCUCAUUAGAAAAAAAUUCCAUUAAAGUUCGUGAAGAGUCCUUGGGUGAGAAUGGGUAUGAAUCAGGCCUUGUGACGCCCUGCCAAGUCUUGAACAUGUUUGAUAAGGCAUUGGCCAGGACCUUGGUCAUGUUGGUGAUUGACACACGGGGCAUCUGCCAAGUCUUGAACAUGUGGCAGGGAGAUGGGCUUCUACACUUAUGAGACAGGAUCUCCUUAAAGGCUUGAUCUGGCCCAGAUGAGUGCUGGGCCAGGCCUGGUGGGGCAUUUGUUUUAUGAAAUAUUUCUAUGUUUUGCAGAUAGGCCACAAUGUAAUCAUCGGAAAGAGCUGCAUCCUUUGUGGGCAAGUGGGUAUUGCAGGCUCCGUGACGUAUGGCACCUUCAGAUCCAAUCUCUCCAUUUUCCUUCUGAUGUUUAGAAACUACCAUGUGAUUCUGAAUAUAUAUAUAUAACUAUUUAUGGUAUUUAUCCUCUGCAGAAUAGGGGAUUAUGUCACCAUGGCAGGCAGGGCAGCAGUAGGGGAUCAUGUUUCCAUCACAUCGAAGGUGUGUUAUUCAUUUCCUUCUUCUUUCGCCCAUUUCCAAGCACCAUGACUCAUGAACGGAAACGUCCAGAUUUUAACCUAUUUUUAUUACUUGUCAUCUGUAAAUGUAGAUCUUCGGCUUGCUUAUACUUCUGGAUUUUUCUCUAAAUGUCCAUUCUCUAAGGAGAGAAGGGUGGGCUGGGGUUCAGGCUUAUCCAGCCCACUGAAACUCAUAGAUCUACCAUUUAUUGCUAAUUUAGGCAAAUGUAGCCCCCCCCCCCCCCUGUUGCCAUUUCUUCUCAGUCCAUGAUGCUGAAUUUGAGAAUGUUGGGCCAAGCUAGCUUCGGGCUUGGCCAACAUAAGAAACCCAAGGCUCUAACUUCUAUCAGUAACUGUUGGCAGUUGUAGCCCAUGGUCCUUCUAUUACUUACUAGCAGUAUAUUUUGGUCUCAGGGUUGCUUAUAUUUCCGGGCUUUUCUCUAAAUAGCCAUCUCCUGUAGCCAUUCUUCUUGAGUUCAUCAUGAUUUAUUGCUAAAUUUGGCGGUAGGUUCGGCUUGCGGCGAACACUGGUGUCACAAAAGAUAUACUAUCUCCGGGUGACUAUGCAGGCUUUCCAGCGGUAAACAUCUAAAUGCCAACUGGGUGCCAGCAAGGGUCUGACUCUUUAUCUUCAGAAUAACAUAUCCUUGCUCUGUGAAAUUCACUGAACCCUUCUGCAGGUUCCGAUAAGGGAGUGGCGCAAGCAAGUCUUCAAUAUGCGAGGGCUUGAUAAGAAAGACUCUUGUGAGCCAUGA